This is a messenger RNA of Ostreobium quekettii, 2976 nucleotides long. The record is from the annotation of a GenBank genome assembly. Lineage: Eukaryota; Viridiplantae; Chlorophyta; Ulvophyceae; Bryopsidales; Ostreobiaceae.
AUGGCAAGCGACGACAGCAUGAAAUGUGCGGAAGGGGGCAUGAACCAAAGUGCACCGGUGCCAGUGCCCAGCGCCCCAGGGCAUGCAAGGACAGGGUCAGUUGGGAGCAGGGAAGAUGGCCCUCCAUCAGCCCGCCAGUCUGGCGAUCAGGAUGCUGCCUCAGCUCAUGGCUCUCACUCAGGCUCUGUUCAUUCAGAGCCACAGUCUGUUGGAUCGAAUGCUUCCAACUCUCGUCGCAAGUUCUGGACGUGGAAAGAUGUCUUUGGACCCAAGAAGACCAGUGACAGUGGCUCAGCAACCAAGUCAGAUACGGCAACCAAAUCUGAAGGUGCUGCAGAUGAUGUGGCAGUAGAGUCUGCACCAGCUGCACCUUCAGCCUCCCAGACUACUGGAGCGGCUGUGCCUGCACAAGCAGUGGUGCCUGCAGGAAACCUUGAGCUUGAUGGUGCUGGCCCCAAAGGCCCUGAGCCUUGGGACGAAGCUGUGUCUCCCGCUGUUGCGGCUGCCCUUAAGGCUGCUGCAUCUCCCCCCACUGGGGGCGCCUCUGGUGCCGGCCCUCCAGGAGAGGUGGAUGCUUUGGACGAAGCAGAUGACCUGGAUGCUGGGGAUGAGGGGAUAGAUGGCAGUGAUGAGGGAAUGGAUGGAAUCGAUGAUGCAACGCCUAAUCCUGUGGAACCAAGGGUGGAGGCUCCAAGGGGGAUGCCUUCACUCCCGAAGAGGCCCCCAGCAGCUAGCAGCAGGUCUGCCCGUCCAGCAGGCAUGGGUGGGGGCCUGCCCCUGCGGCCUGCUGCUGCGAGGCCUUCAGGGCUGGGGCCUGGGCUGCCAGGUCGACCUGGAACAGGGGCCCUGAGCCCUCCUACAGUUGGGAGUCGUGGGGUGGAGGUGGUUCCAGAGGAGCCACCUGCUGUGCGGGCGGUGAGGGAAAAGCUGCUGCAGAUCCGACUGACGAUGCUCAGGGCUGUGUCCAGGCUAGGGAUGAGGCCAGGGGACAUCCUUGUGCAGGAGUUCAUGAAUAGAGUCGACACUGCAGAGAGGGUCAGGUACUCCAGGGCACCUGUGCGGCCGUCCAUAGAGCAUUUGUUCCAGCAGGCUCUUGAUCUGGAACAAGAGCAAGGUGCAAACUCGGACUUGGGUCACAGCGCGACAGUGCUUGUCCUUGGCCCCACUGCUGUAGGCAAGACGUCGAUGAUCCAAAACAUCCUGGCAGAAGGCCCAGAGCUUGCACCUGAGUUUGCCACAAACCCCACAAAGGGCAUUACCACGAUGACAGGGCAAGUCUGUGGCCUGAAGAUGACCUUCAUCGACACUCCAGGUCUGAGGAUGGCUGCAUCAAAGCGUCGCCAGAGCAUGGUGUAUCUGAGGAAAGUAAAGGCGGCUGUGAACAGAUACAAGCCACAGAUCGUCAUCUAUGUGGACCGCAUGGACAUAUUCCGCCGAGAAUUUAGUGACCUUCCCCUGCUUCGGCUGAUCAAUGAUAUGCUCCCCAACAUGCUGUACAGCUGCAUAGCCAUUCUCACACAUGCCAAUGCACCGCCACCGGAUGGCACACACGGAGAGAUGCCCUACAAUGAGUACUACCGCAUGAGGCUGGAUGCAGCAAGCCAGAUCAUCAGCCAUGGGAUUCAGGACAUGAGAUGGGGUGGGAGACCUCUUGGUUUUGAAAACCACCCUGGCUGCCGGACAAACGAGGGUGUGCCAAUGCUACCCAAUGGGAUGCCUUUCAAGAGGAAUACCAUCGGCCAAAUAAUUACAAGCAGGUUGUUCAGGGAAGUGGAGAGCAUUGUGCAGAUCAAUCGAUCUGGCAGACCACCUCCCAUUCAGCAGAUGAUCAACUUCAUUGGGCCGAGGAAGCAGCUCCAGUUGUCUGCCUUGGUUGCUCAACUGCUGCAAUCCAAGGCACCAAAGAAAUUCCCUGAGGAGGAGAGGGAUCUGAAGUCAGAGAGUGAACUCCAGCUCAUGGAUGAGAGGACCCGAAUGAUGGAAGAACAGAAGAGGAGAGACUAUGUUCGAUUGCGAAGAGUGGAGGUACUGCAGGAGGAAGCUCAUCCUUCUCAGGUGCCGAUAGUCGGGCAGAAGAUGGAUCUUAAUCCAUCAUUCGAUCACGAUGUGAAUAGCCACCGCUACAAUGCCACAGACUUUGUGGGUGGAUGGUCAGUGCGACCUAUAAUAUCGCAGCAGGAUGCCACCUAUGACCAUGAUGAAGGGAUCGAAAUGUUUCAAGUUGCACGAGAGGGCGUCGUGAGGCCAAAGGGGCAGCACAUUGGAGGCUUUCCAUCAUCUAUGAUCAUCCAGGCCAGCAAACAGAAAGGGCCUCUGAGCCUGACUAUGGAGUCUGGCAUGUCUUCCCAUCCCAGCAAGAAUCUUGUUGGCACAGCGGGCUGCAUCAUCCACCCGGCUGGGAGUGAGGGCGAGCUUGUGUACACCCCCUCCUUGGACGUACGUCUGAAGCUGAACCCGAAGGACAAGGUCACGCUGGGAGUCAUGGCGACACGCCUAUCUGAAGAUGGCUGGCCCCAUAAGGGCCAGCUGAGCUGGGGCGCAAAGGUGGAGAACAAGCUGAAGAUCAACGAUGGCGUGAAGGUCAGCAUGGCAGCGGGGGGAAUGACAGCCAAAGUCUCAGGAAGUCAGUUCCGCGGUGACGCGUACAGAGAUCAAGCAUACGGAGCCAAUGUGGACGUGAAGAUCACUGGUGGCAAGGGCGAAUACGACCCGUCGUUCAUGUUUGGGGCGGGGGUCAGCAGCCAGCGUCGUGGGAGCAACACCAGGACGGGAUACUCUGGCCAGGCCUCUGCAGAGGUGGCAGUCUCCCCAGAGACGAUGCUGAACGGCUCCAUCAACAUGAACGCCGGGGGCACAGGCACGCUGUCCUUGCGUGCAGCAUCCCAUGACAGGCCGACAUGGGGGUGGGUCAUGCUGGUGCCCCUUGCAAUGAAGCUGUUGAAGCGGGUGCUGGGUCACGAUACGGAGUAUGUAUGA